Messenger RNA from Pistacia vera, 1004 nucleotides. RefSeq names its product polyneuridine-aldehyde esterase-like. Gene Ontology annotation, biological process: salicylic acid metabolic process; jasmonic acid metabolic process. Gene Ontology annotation, molecular function: methyl salicylate esterase activity; methyl indole-3-acetate esterase activity; methyl jasmonate esterase activity. Bases 82 to 867 code for a protein of 261 amino acids. The record is from RefSeq and is a predicted model, not a curated record. The transcript has 4 exons. NCBI's taxonomy places the organism in Eukaryota, Viridiplantae, Streptophyta, Magnoliopsida, Sapindales, Anacardiaceae.
GUUAAACUUUGUGGGGCCAGUUGAGGUUUUCCAGAAGUAUAAGAGUAAACCAGAUGUAAAAAAUAGAAAGAGUAGGAGAAGAUGCAGAAAAGGGAGAAGCAUUUUGUGCUAGUUCAUGGAGCUUGUCAUGGUGCAUGGUGCUGGUACAAGGUGUCAACUCUGCUGAAAUCAGCAGGUCAUAAAGUUACAAUGCUGGACAUGGCUGCGUCUGGCAAACACCCAAAGCAGGUUCAUGAGCUUCGAUCACUUUUGGAUUACUUGGAGCCACUGGUUGAAUUCAUGGCUUCUCUCCCACCAGAAGAGAGGGUAAUUCUGGUGGGUCACAGCAUAGGUGGUCUUAGCAUAUCUGAUGCCAUGGAAAGGUUCCCUGAGAAAGUAUCUGUUGCAGUUUUCUGUGCUGCUUUUAUGCCCAACCCUGAUCUCAGUUUAACAACUUUAGUUGAAGAGUACAAUCGAAGAAUGGAUUCAUAUAUGGAUUCAACAUACACAUUUGAAGAUGGGCCCAACAACGAGCCUACCUCCGUACUCUUUGGGCCUAACUUCAUGGCAUCCAAGUUGUACCAGCUCUCCCCACCUGAGGAUUUAACACUGGCAGUGUUGUUAGCGAGACCUCACCCGAUGUUCAAAGAUGUAGCACUUCCGAAUGAAGUAGUAGCAGUGAGCAAAGAGAGAUACGGAUCAAUUGAUAGAGUUUACAUUGUGUGUGACCAAGACAAUAUAAUGAAAGAAGAUCUGCAGAGGUGGAUAAUAGAAAAGUAUCCAACUGAUGAGGAGAUGGUGAUCUCUGGUUCUGAUCAUAUGCCUAUGGUUUCCAAACCCAAGGAGCUGUUCACUUGCCUCCAAGAGAUUGCAGAUAAAUUUACCUAAAUUUGUUCUUCAUAUAGCUGAAACUUGUUCUGCUUUUGCAAAUGACCAGAGUCAUGUUGGCAAAUGUUGAAAAUCAGAUACAUUAUAUGAUUUCUUCCUAAUUGGUUAAAUGGUUGGUUUAUUUGACAUAUUUGGUC